UGGAGAGUUGUGUCGUGGAAAUACAAACUAAGAACUUAAAGCUGCAAACUUUGAUACACGAGACUGGUAGUGGUCCUAUAGUUAAUUUUUUUAGCAUUAGAAAGAAGGUAAGCGAUUUUGACGUGCCUUUUAAAAAAAAAACUUAAAAAAUAAGUCACGGCAAAUAUGUAACGAUUAUAAAUCAGGUACGAUACGAAGUAAUAGUUACUGAUUUAUAAAAAGACAUGACAAAAUAAUGUUUACCUUUUUACAAGCUUUUAUUUACUUUCACCUGACCGUUGUCUGUUUGUAAUCAAAUCUUGCAAGUUAAAUUUGAUCCACUUCCCGGUUUCCGAUUGAGCUGAAAAUUUGCAUACAUAUGUAAGUCGAUUGCAUACAAUGCAAUAUUAUGGUACCAUCGAGCUGAUCUGAUGAUGGAGACAAGAGGUGGACAUAGGAACUCUGUGAUAAAACAACGCAACCUAAUUGUGUUUGCGGUUUUUAGAAUUUGCUCGAUGAGUAUUAGUUGCCUGUGGAAAGAAAAGUACAGUCAGCGAUAAAAGCUUGUACAUAAAAAUGAUUUUUUUGCCAAAAACUUAUAUUAUUCGAAUGUUAACACAAAACCGAACUUUAACACUCUUAACUGAUGAAAAGGCGAUCUCGCUCGGUCGUCCUCUAGUCCCCUUUCGUCUUGAUGAAGUACAUACUCGUAGUAUUUAUUGAAGGUACUGUAAUAGGUUUUUAAAUCAGUUCGGUUUACUUUUCUAUGCUGUUCUAAUAGUUUAUUUAUGAUCAAACGUGGUAAUAAAAUUUGUGUCCGUAUUUUAUGAAGUCCCAAGGUUAUUUAGUCACGAUUUUAGAUUAAGAGGCUCCAGUGUAAUGCGGUGCACUUGUAGUAUAAAAUGUAAUACUUGCAUACGUUACAUGAAUACCAACACCAUCAACGUCUGCACGUGUAGUGUUACUUCAGUGUUGCAGUCAUAAUACAAUGUGCGAUAAAGUUAAAGUUCAAGAGUUGGAUUCUGCAACUCAGGAGCUGAUAAAGAGUGUGUACAAAGGCCAAACGUAUGCUCGUUUCGGCGAUACCGGUUAUCUGUUGCCUGCGAGCUACAAAGAUGAUGCCGACCAGAACAGACACAUGACGGUUCGGCCUGAUGACGUAUGGUUGGCCUCGUAUCCUCGAUCAGGAACACAUUGGACAUUAGAAUUGAUUUGGCUUCUCAUGAAUGACAUCGAUUUCGACGCAUCUUUAAAGACUCCGUUACACAAAAAGGGAGUGAAUCUCGAGAGUAAACAUUCGCCUAGCAGAGAAUACUUACAACGUAUAGCUGUAUUUUAUGAGGAAUCUAUCAACGGGCCUUCUCCGCGGCUGAUCUACACUCACAUCCCCUUCUCUCUGCUGCCUCCGCACUUACUGGAUACAGCCAAAGUGGUGUACAUCGCACGAGACCCGAGGGACGUCGCUGUGUCAUACUACCAUUUGCACCGACUCCUGUAUAUAUAUUCGAGUGAUUUCAAAACUUUUUGGAAUCUUUUCCUAAAUAAUUUUCUUCGUUUCACCCCGUACUUCCCGCACGUGAAAGAGGCCUGGGCGCUCCGCCACCACCCGAAUAUGUUGUUUAUUUUUUAUGAAGACAUGAAAAAGGAUUUGCCCUCGUGUAUAAGACGGCUAGCAGACUUCCUCAGUAAAGAAGUAACGGAUGAACAAAUGGUGAAACUUUGCGAGCACUUGGACAUUGAGAACUUCAGGAAAAAUGAGUCUAUUAAUCCGCAGUGGGUCAACAACAUUAACAAUGCUGCCGAGGGCUUCGUGAGAAAGGGUAUAUCGGGCGGGUGGCGUGAGUACUUCGACGAAGACAUGGCGACGCAGGCGCAGCGCUGGGUGGACGACAACCUCGCCGGCUCCGACCUGCGCUUCCCUGCCCACACGGUCUAGUCGCCGGCUGCCUGUCCACUGAGGCGGAGCGGAGCGGAGGUGUGGGGAAUCAACCAACACUUUACCCACUUAGAUAUAUGUCACCUACCUGAGGCUAAUAUACACCGUGUUUUUUUUUA
Molecule: messenger RNA, 2034 nt
Organism: Cydia pomonella (codling moth)
Lineage: Eukaryota; Metazoa; Arthropoda; Insecta; Lepidoptera; Tortricidae
Product: luciferin sulfotransferase-like
Exons: 8
Coding region: 968-1915 (315 amino acids)
Biological process (GO): sulfation
Cellular component (GO): cytoplasm
Molecular function (GO): sulfotransferase activity
Source: RefSeq, a predicted model, not a curated record